GUAGUGAAUUUCAGCUUUAACGCCAACCAAGCGGCAACUGUUGGUGACGCGCCGCAUGCUCCUCCAAGAGAACACUGAGAUGGCAAAGCGCUCCGUUUUACCCUUUUGAUUUCUUACUCAGAUACUGUUUUCCCCACAGUCUUCGCUUUAGCUAGCAAUGGGUUAUAGCCAGUGACCGCAGUCUACUUUCAUGCAGAGGAUUCUACUUUCAGAUAAUUCUUCAUUUAAAGAUCGUGUGUUGAGCGGCUGUGGAAGUUUUCAAUUGAACAGCUUUUCAAGUGCUCUAGAAACGUAACGAGGACCAGUGAAGGCAGCAAUCAGCAAAUACCAAGGAAAGAUAAAAACAACAACAGAAGAGUUAAACUAUGCUAAGAAUCAACUAGAGGAAAAGUGCAAGGUACUGACAGAGUAUGGGCUGCAGAUGGAGCUGUUGAAGAAGUGCAGUGACAGUAGGGAGAAACAGAGGGAAGACCUUCUCACUCAACAGAGCCAACUGCAAGAAACCUCUGAGGAGACUCAGCGGAGGGCAGCAGAGGAGAGAGACAGAUUCAUGGAGGAGAUUGUGAGCUUCAACACUGAGUUCAACCUGUUGGUAGAUAGACGGACGGUGGAGGAGAACCGGGCCAGGGCAGAGAUCGAGGCCAUGCAGAAGGAGGAGGAUUCACUCAAUGAAGAGAUGGAGCACAUGGCACAGGGCAAUGCAGGAAUUCUGUCCUUGCAGGCAGAGAGGAUGGCCCUGCAGAGGGAGCUCUCUGAGUUCGAGAGACGUGUCGAAGACGUGGACACACAGCUUGGGGAAGCGGAGGCAGUCACAAACUGUCUGAAAGCAGAGAGAGCAACAGUCAGUCAGAGGCCAUCAACCGACAGUGCGUUUCUUAGGCUGAAGAGCGAGGUCGCGGAGCUGAAGGAAGGGGAGCCGAGUCAUGUGCGGCAGGCGCUUCGCUCAGAGAUAGAGCUGCUGAAAACGGUGCCUCUCUGCCUCCAUCUCUUUACUCUGUCUCCCUCCAUCUCUUUAUGUCACUCUCCCUCCAUCUCUUUAUUCUGUCUCUUUCUAUUUCUCCUCCAUUUACUGCCUGUGUGAGCUUCAAACUGAAAUUUAAAUGUAACUGAAUUUGUUGAGCUCCAUGAUAUUAUAUACAUACUGUAUUUUGAAGACCUGUUAUUUGUAUUAUAAUAACAAUGGACUAUACAAACCUAAAAUUGAAAAAUGUCCAACUAACUUCUCUCUCUCUCUAACUCUACAGAAACUGUCCUAGAAGGACACUCUUGUUCCUAGUUUGAACUGCAAAAACAUGUGGCGUAUACAGUACCUGUGCUGCAGGUCACAGGGCUCAGUCCUGACAGAACAGCAAAAAAACCUGAUCUGGUACUUCCUACCUGUGACUGCACUGUUUUGUUAUGGUUCAGUUCUUUUACAUGUUUGAAUGUGCAUGGAACAAACUUUUGAGAAAUGAAUUCCCAGCACCAAAAACCAAAGAGCCUCCCUGUGAUCUCUGAGGUUUUGGAAUCAGUGAGAAAAAGUUUUCUGUUUUCUUGCUUUUACAGUACAGAUAAUAGGGAAAAUGCUUAGUUAUACAGUUAUACAGUUGUGUAUUUUCUAUCAUCUAAAGCGAUCAUAGCUUUUAUAUUUGACCAGCUUUGGCCAGCACAAUACCAUAUUGCUGUAUUGCUUUAAAAGCUAAAGACAGCCACCUUGUGGGAGGAUUGAGUACUACAGAACUGAUGCUAGAGCACCAGUGAAGCUUCCAGAUUGCGCACUAAACAUAUUAAAUUAGCUUGUCUAGCCCAUGCCCACAGAUUUUUUUUAAACUGCCCCAGAGUUCUCAUUCACUUUAAUUUUUUCUUUAUAAGACGUAUUAUUUUCAGUACCACAAGGCAUGGGUGACUUUAAUUAUACUGUAAAAUAGCUGGCAAGAUUAAAUUCAGUGAUUUUAUUGCUGUAUCUCAGUCACUCAUACAGCCAAGUGAAAAUGCAGCUUUUAAACACAACACAUACAAAGCAUGCACACACACAUAUGACACAUAUGUAUUUAAAAUGGGUGUGACAUAUGUUAGGCAUGACACGGUGGUGCACUGAAUAGCACUAUUGCCUCACGGUUAGAAAGUACUGAGUUUGAAACUCAACCUUUCUGCAUUGAGUUUGCAUGUUCUCCUCAUGUCUGUGUGGGUUUCCAUUGGGUACUCAGCUGCUACCACUAUUUCCUGAACUAAGCUGGUAAAAUAAUAAGUGAAAUCUGGUUGUGUAGCGCACGGUUGGAGCAAAGCCCACAGGACCUGAGUAUCACUACUGUAGUGUAUAAAUAAGAUCUAUUACAGUAAUCUAUUAAAUGUUUUCCACUUAAAGAUUUGUUUUCAAGUUUUAAAAAUUAUUUUUCCAUCUGGAAAUCGGUCUGGCAAUUCCAAAAGUACUCUGGCACCAUUUGACAGUAAAAUUGCUUUACAAAAUAAAAGUUGAUUUAUUGGUGGAUUGAGUGAACACACUGGUGCACACAACAGCCCUUCUUAAAAGAAUUGAAGGAGCAUCACAUCAAGGUGCAUAGAGAGUCUCAUACAUCAGGAUGCACAUAGUGCAUUUGAACCUAAUCUGCCCUUUAUUACUGUGCAUAAAUAACUGCAGUUCUUUACAGGGGUUUGACUGGCUCUGUUCUUCAGAUACCUCACAAAGAGACCUCUGCAUUCCCGGUGUCAGAAUGGAGGUGGUGAAAUGCAGCAUCACAUUAUCUGUUACCUCAGUUUGGUUUAUUAACUGAAGCUCGAUCUCUCAUUAAUGUGUACAAGCUUUUGCACGGUCUGUAACUACUGUUCCCACCAAAGCUCUUUCUCUCGUUUAUGUGUAAAAAUGUGGUCAUUUUAUAGCAGUUGCUUAUCAAAGAGAAGUUGCUUAUCAAAGAUUCAUUGUUCAUGACUUGAGAACAAGCUUUUAAAGGCUUAAAAUAUGAAAAUAAAAUAAAAUGGUUCACAGAAUAGUAAUACAUUUAGUGAGGGCACAACACAUAUGGCUAGAUUGCCAAGGGUAAUG
Messenger RNA from Anguilla rostrata (American eel), 3019 nucleotides. RefSeq names its product coiled-coil domain containing 172 (gene ccdc172). The transcript is spliced from 7 exons. Bases 422 to 1081 code for a protein of 219 amino acids. NCBI's taxonomy places the organism in Eukaryota, Metazoa, Chordata, Actinopteri, Anguilliformes, Anguillidae. Gene Ontology annotation, cellular component: cytoplasm. The record is from RefSeq and is a predicted model, not a curated record.